This is a messenger RNA of Amaranthus tricolor (Joseph's coat), 1813 nucleotides long. RefSeq names its product UDP-glycosyltransferase 76B1-like. Gene Ontology annotation, molecular function: UDP-glycosyltransferase activity. Lineage: Eukaryota; Viridiplantae; Streptophyta; Magnoliopsida; Caryophyllales; Amaranthaceae. The coding region runs from base 289 to 1716 and encodes 475 amino acids. The transcript is spliced from 2 exons. The record is from RefSeq and is a predicted model, not a curated record.
CCAUGAGCGUGAUAUAGUAAGUAUAAUAACGAUGAUGAUGUUCACAAAAGCAUUUUGACAUCAACACUCUCAACCUUAGCAAAACUACAUCCUUUAGUCAACAACUCUCAUAAUCCCUACUAUUGUUAACUACUCAUCAACAUGUAAUUACUCCAACGCCAAGUGGGAUUCUGCCUAGACGAGAUACAGAAAGGUCAAAUGUAUAUAUUUUCAAUCACUUCUUUCAAUGUCACACUAUAAAUUUAGGUCCACAAUCAGAAAAUAAGAAGCUGUGGUCCUGGAAAACUGAUGCAAGCGUUAAAAGAAAGGCGGCAUCUUUAUCCUGAUAGAUUUGUUCCUGCACACAACCUACAACAAUCCAGACUACCUGUAUUGCAACAGAACAUGGCUCGACGAAGAUUAGUGCUCUUCCCUUUGCCUCUGCAGGGCCAUCAGACUCCGAUGCUUCAGCUAGCAACCAUACUUUACUCAAAAGGGUUCGAAAUUUCCAUCAUUCAUACAUAUUUCAACUCUCCGAAUCCUGCCAAUUACCCCCAUUUUGCCUUCCAUUCUCUGCCUGAUAACUUGACAGAAAGUGAAACUUCUACUGAAGAUCUUACACUUCUUCUGCACAAACUGAACAGAAACUGUGCAGCGCCUUUUAGAGAUCGUUUAGCACGAGUAAUGGAGGAUGCAUCGGUUGCUUGCCUGAUAACAGAUGUGAUUUGGUACUUCACACAAGCUGUUGCUGAUACCCUUGAUCUUUCGAGGAUCGUGUUAAGGACUAAUAAUCCAUCGUCUUUUAUGGCUUUCACAUACUUACCUCAGUUUAGAGAUAAGGGUUACUUAUCUGCUCAAGGCACUCAACUUGAAGAGCCAGUACCAGAGCUUCCACCUCUAAAAGUGAAGGAUAUUCCUAGAAACUACACUCGUCAUCCUGAACUAAACGAUGCCAUGGCUAAUAUGCUAAUGGAAACUUCCAAAGCUUCUAAAGGCCUAAUCUUUAACACAUUGCAAGAACUUGAAGGUUCUUCCUUAUCAUUAGUUCGUCAACAUUUCAACAUUCCUGUUUUCGCAAUCGGGCCAUUUCAAAAACAGGUUAAGGCCUCGUCGAGUAGCUUGUUAGCCGAAGACCAGAGUUGCAUUCCAUGGCUAAAUAGCCUGCCACCUAAAUCUGUGCUUUAUGUAAGCUUUGGAAGUAUAGCUGCUAUUGAUCAGACUCAGUUUAAUGAGAUUGCUUGGGGAUUAGCCCUUAGCAUACAAUCAUUUUUGUGGGUUAUUAGGCCAGGAUUAGUCCGCGGCCUAGAUGGGUCUGUGCCAUUGCCAGAUGGAUUCAUAGAGAUGGUCAUGGAUCGAAGCAGGAUAGUAGAAUGGGCCCCACAAGAAGAGGUGUUAGGUCAUCCUGCAAUUUGCGGAUUCUGGACUCAUUGUGGAUGGAAUUCAGUAUUAGAAAGUAUUUGUCAAGGUGUGCCCAUGAUUUGUCUACCAUUCUUUGGUGAUCAGAUGAAUAAUGCAAGAUAUGUGACUGAUGUUUGGAGGGUAGGGUUGCGAUUCGAGCAUGAUUCAAAUCGACAAGAUAUAGAGAAGGGAAUUAGAAGGCUAAUGGUAGAGACUGAAGGCAAAGAAAUGAGAAAAAGGGCAAUAAUUUUGAAAGAUCAAGCAAGUUUAUGUGUAGCUAAAGGUGGAUCAUCUUACCAAGCUUUGGAGAGUUUAGUUGCUCAUAUUUUGUCAUUUUGAAUCAUUUAUCUUCUUCAUUAUGAGCUUAAUCUUUUGUAGUUUCCCAAGGACUUUGCUUCAUUUUGGUCUAUUGAUAUCAACAAUUAUUUGCUAACAA